AUGAAUAAGACAAAUACUUGUAGACGAGCUUUGGAAUGCUGCCGAAAAUUCAAACAGUACUGUCAAAAUCUUAAUUUAUUUCCAUCUGUACCACUUACAACUGAUGAACAUCAACUUAAAAAUCAAAAAAUAUCAACCAGAUUAUACAUUUCUUUGUUCACCUUAUCAUUAACAAUUCUUUUCUUAUAUACAUCAUUAACCGACAUUACAAAAACUAUCACUGUUGCAACACCUACUCUUACAAAAUAUGAACAACUAUAUUCUAAGUAUUCACAAACUCUUACAUGUCCAUGUAAACAUAUAUCAAUCAACUAUGAAAAAUUCCUUUCUAUUGAAUAUACAUUUCAUCAAGUAUGCAAUAGUAUUUUUAUUACCGACAAAUGGAUUACACAUAAUGAUGUGAUUCUUCACUAUUUAUAUACUAGCAACGAUCCUCGAAUAGUAGUUUCAUAUGCAUUUCAAGCUUUAGGUGCAUUUUGUGAGCUAAUUGAAAGUACAAUUAAUAAUAGUCUGAUUCAAUUUAAUUCAACUCAAUAUAUCACUGCAUCUGUCGCAUCAUCAGAAUUAUUUAACUCACAAGCUCAAUCAUUCGUUGAUCAGUUUAAAUUAUCAACAACAAAUAAUUUUUUAUUAUCCCUCAAUAUGAUCAGAAAGACAACUCAAGGAAAUGCUUUUCUUUCUGGUCAAUUAACGAAUUACUACUUAAAGGUAAACUCGGACAGUUCCAGUGUAUCAUCAACUUCGAUAAGUUAUUCUGAUUGUAAUUGCCAUCUGUCAAGUACAUGUGUGAACCAACUUUCCAUUUAUAAGAAUGAUUCUGGCAACGUGACAUCAUUCGACGUACCAGGUUUUUAUGUAGGAUGCUAUGUAAUUGAAACAUUACUUCAAUCAACUCUUCAGUGCUUUUAUAACCAAAACUGUAUAGAUGAAUUACUACUUUACUUAACAACUGCUUCGCCAAUAAAUGCAACAGCUCUUGAUCCAUCUUUAUCAACCAAAUAUUCUGAAGAUUCAACAAUUGAAAAUCUUCUUAAUAAUUUAAUGAUCGAAGAAUGGAAUCCAACACAAAUAUACGAUCGAUAUUAUAAUGAAUGUCAACCUAUAGAAUGUACUUAUACUAUUAAAACAAGAAAUAGUGUAAUUUACAUUAUUACCACAAUGUUUGGUAUUAUUGGUGGUCUUAUCACAGUUUUAAAACUUGUUGUGCCACGAGUUGUCAAGUUCAUAAGAAAGAAGAGAAGUCGAUUAUCACCAUCAAACAUUGUAGUUCUACUGACUACUCACGGUCGCAAUUUGUUUCCAAUAUUGAAAAAUUAUUUUUUAACAUUAAAUUUAUUUCCAUCUUGGCCACCGUCAACUGAUGAACAUAAACUUAAAAAUCAAAAAAUAUCAACAAGACUAUACGUUUCAUUGCUCACCCUAUCAAUAACAAUUCUUCUCUUAUAUACAUCAUUAGCUAACAUUACAAAAACUAUCACUGUUGCAACACCUACUCUUACAAAAUAUGAACAAUUGUAUUCUGAGUAUUCACAAACCCUUACAUGUCCAUGCAAACAUAUAUCGAUCGACUAUGACAAAUUUCUUUCUAUUGAAUAUACAUUUCAUCAAGUAUGCACCAGUUUUUUUAUUACUGACGAAUGGAUUGCAUAUAUUAUGAUGUCAAAUGAAGCUACAUUCACUACUAUUAACUUUCAAUGGACAGGUUCAAAUGCAUUUCAAGCGUUACGUGCAUUUUGUGAAUUAGUUGAAAGUACAAUUAAUAAUAGUUUGAUCCAAUUUAAUUCAACUCAAUACAUUACUGCAUCUGUCGCAUCAUCAGACUUAUGGAAGUCACAAACUCAAUCAUUCAUUGAUCAGUUUAGAUCAUCAACAACAAAUACUUUUGUAUCAUCUCUUAACACCAUUCGAAAUGCAACUCACGGAGAUACUUUAGUCUCUGGCUUAUUGACAAAUAUCGUAUUAAGCGUAGGUAAAUCCAUAUCUAAUGAACCUCUUGUUUUUGCCGAUACACCAUCUUACUCUACCUGUAGUUGUGAACUAUCAAGUAGAUGCAUCGUACAAUCUACCGUUUUGGGUAGUUUGGUUAAAAUGGGACGUUUUUAUAUACCAGGUUUCUAUACAGGAUGCUAUGUAAUUGAAGCAUUACUUCAAUCAACUCUUCAGUGCUUUUAUGACCAAGCCUGUAUAGAUCAAUUACUACUUUACUUAUCAUCUGUUUCGCCAAUGAAUGUGACAGCUCUUGACCCAUCUUUAUCAACCCAAUAUUCUCAACAUUCAACAAUUGAAUAUCUUCUUAAUAGUUUAAUGAUCGAAGAAUGGAAUCCAACACAAAUGUAUGGUCAGUACUAUGACGAAUGCCAACCUAUAGAAUGUAUUUAUACUAUUGAAACAAGAAAUAGCGUAAUUUACAUUAUUACCACAAUGUUUGGUAUCGUUGGUGGUCUUAUAACAGUUCUAAGGUGCGUUGUACCACAAGUGGUCAAAGUUUUCAAUGUAACAGGUUUCUAUGUGGGAUGUUAUACGACUGAAGCAUUGCUUCGAUCUACUCUCGAAUGCUUUUAUAAUCAAACCUGUAUAGAUAACUUACAAAUUUAUUUAACAUCUGUUUCGCCAAUGUAUGUAACAGCUCUUGAUUCAUCUUUACCAAGUCAAUAUUCUCAAGAUUCAACAAUUGAAAAUCUUCUUAAUAAUUUAAUGAUUGAAGAGUGGAAUCCAACGCAAAUAUAUGAUCGAUAUUAUGAUGAAUGUCAACCUAUAGAAUGUACUUAUACUAUUAUAACAAGAAAUAAUAUACUUUAUGUUAUCACCACAUUAAUUGGUAUAAUUGGUGGAUUGACAAGAGUUUCAAAAAUCCUCGUACCAAUAUUAGUUAAAAUCAUCGUAUAUUGCUUUCGAAAAUGGAGAAAUAGAGUUGUUCCACAAAUACCAAUUAUUCAAACGUGA
Molecule: messenger RNA, 2943 nt
Organism: Adineta steineri
Lineage: Eukaryota; Metazoa; Rotifera; Eurotatoria; Adinetida; Adinetidae
Source: the annotation of a GenBank genome assembly